Molecule: messenger RNA, 4110 nt
Organism: Sorex fumeus (smoky shrew)
Lineage: Eukaryota; Metazoa; Chordata; Mammalia; Eulipotyphla; Soricidae
Gene: PLCB2
Product: phospholipase C beta 2
Exons: 32
Coding region: 75-3605 (1176 amino acids)
Biological process (GO): phosphatidylinositol-mediated signaling; lipid catabolic process
Molecular function (GO): phosphatidylinositol-4,5-bisphosphate phospholipase C activity; calcium ion binding
Source: RefSeq, a predicted model, not a curated record
GUGAGCCACGGCCCGGCCUGGCACCCCUGCCUGCCUGUGCCUGCUGGCCUCUUCAGAGAGGGAGGCCAGGUGCCAUGUCCCUGCUCAGCCCCGUCCUGCUGCCUCCCGAGGUGAAGACCUAUCUGAGCCAUGGAGAACGCUUCAUCAAAUGGGACGACGAAACGGCCAUCGCCUCCCCAGUUAUUCUGCGUGUGGACCCCAAGGGCUAUUACUUGUACUGGACAUACCAGAGUAAGGAGAUGGAAUUUUUGGAUAUCACCAGCAUCCGGGACACCCGCUUUGGGAAGUUUGCCAAAGUGCCCAAGAGCCAGAAGCUCCGGGACGUGUUCAACAUGGACUUUCCCGACAACACCUUCCUGCUGAAGGCGCUCACCGUGGUGUCCGGCCCCGACAUGGUGGACCUCACCUUCCACAACUUCGUCUCCUACAAGGAGAAUGUGGGCAAGGACUGGGCUGAAGAUGUGUUGGCCCUGGCCAAGCACCCACUGACAGCCAACGCCCCCCGCAGCACCUUCCUGGACAAGAUCCUGGUGAAGCUCAAGAUGCAGCUCAAUCCUGAAGGGAAGAUUCCUGUCAAGAAUUUUUUCCAGAUGUUUCCUGCUGACCGUAAGCGGGUAGAAGCUGCCCUCAGUGCUUGCCAUCUCCCCAAAAGCAAGAAUGAUGCCAUCAACCCCGAGGACUUCCCAGAAUCUGUCUACAAAAGCUUCCUCAUGAGCCUCUGCCCUCGGCCAGAAAUAGACGAGAUCUUCACGUCCUACCACGCCAAGGCCAAACCCUAUAUGACCAAGGAGCACCUGACCAAAUUCAUCAACCAGGUGCAGCGGGACCCCCGACUCAACUCCUUGCUGUUCCCGCCAGCCCGGCCAGACCAGGUGCAGGGCCUCAUCCACAAGUAUGAGCCCAGCUGCAUCAACGUGCAGAGGGGCCAGCUGUCCCCCGAGGGCAUGGUCUGGUUCCUGUGUGGGCCGGAGAACAGCGUGCUGGCCCACAGCAAGCUCCUGCUCCACCAGGACAUGACGCAGCCGCUCAACCACUACUUCAUCAACUCUUCGCACAACACCUACCUCACAGCCGGCCAGUUCUCCGGCCUCUCCUCGGCCGAGAUGUACCGCCAGGUGCUGCUGGCAGGCUGCCGCUGCGUGGAGCUGGACUGCUGGAAAGGGAAGCCUCCCGACGAAGAGCCCAUCAUCACGCACGGCUUCACCAUGACCACCGACAUCUACUUCAAGGAAGCCAUCGAAGCCAUUGCAGAGAGCGCCUUCAAGACAUCCCCGUAUCCUGUCAUCCUGUCAUUCGAAAACCACGUGGACUCACCCCGACAACAGGCCAAAAUGGCCGAGUACUGCCGGACCAUGUUUGGGGACAUGCUGCUCACGGAACCCCUGGAAAAAUUCCCGCUGAAACCGGGCAUCCCCCUGCCCAGCCCUGAGGACCUCAGAGGCAAGAUCCUCAUCAAAAACAAGAAGAACCAGUUCUCUGGCAAGGAAGUGGGUGGGGAGCCAGAGGGCAGCUGCCCACCCAGUACUCCAGCAGGCGAGGAACCAGUGGUGCAGCCUUGUGAAGCCAUGUGGGCUGGUGAGGAGGAGGAGGAGGAGGCAGAAGAGGAAGAGGAAGAGGAGUUGGGGUGUCUGGAUGAAGAGGAGAUAAAAAAGAUGCAGUCAGAUGAGGGCACAGCGGGGCUGGAGGUGACGGCAUAUGAGGAGAUGUCCAGCCUGGUCAACUACAUCCAGCCCACCAAGUUCGUCUCCUUCGAGCUCUCGGCUGAGAAGAACCAGAGUUAUGUCAUCUCCUCCUUCACGGAGCUCAAGGCCUACGACCUGCUGUCCAAGGCCUCGGUGCAGUUUGUGGACUAUAACAAGCGCCAGAUGAGCCGCAUCUACCCCAAGGGCACCCGCAUGGACUCCUCCAACUACAUGCCCCAGAUGUUCUGGAAUGCUGGGUGCCAGAUGGUGGCCCUCAACUUUCAGACGAUGGACCUGCCCAUGCAGCAGAACAUGGCUCUGUUUGAGUUUAACGGCCAGAGCGGCUACCUCCUCAAGCAUGAGUUCAUGCGGCGACCGGACAAGCAGUUCAACCCCUUCUCCGUGGACCGCAUCGAUGUGGUGGUGGCCACCACCCUUUCCAUCACGGUCAUCUCGGGGCAGUUCCUGUCAGAACGAAGUGUGCGCACCUAUGUGGAAGUAGAGCUGUUCGGCCUUCCUGGGGACCCCAAGAGGCGUUACCGCACCAAGCUGUCCCCCAACACCAACUCCAUCAACCCUGUCUGGAAGGAGGAGCCCUUUGUCUUCGAGAAGAUCCUGAUGCCUGAGCUGGCCUCACUCAGGGUGGCCGUGAUGGAGGAAGGCAAUAAGUUCCUUGGACACCGCAUCAUCCCAAUCAAUGCCCUGAACUCAGGGUACCACCACCUGUGCCUGCACAGUGAGAGCAACAUGCCCCUCACCAUGCCCGCCCUCUUUGUUCUCCUGGAGAUGAAGGACUACGUGCCCGACACCCUGGCGGAUCUCACCGUGGCCCUCGCCAACCCCAUCAAGUUCUUCAAUGCCCAUGACAAAAAGUCUAUGAAGCUCAAGGCAGCCAUGGGGGAUGCACCCGAGAUGCCCUUUCCUAUGGGCAGCCCAGCGGUGGCUCCCGGCAAUGGGGCUUCUGCCCUGAGGAGCAAUGGGUCAGCAGCAGCGGGGGCCGUUGCCAGGGAAGAGGCCAGCAAGCUGGCCAGCAAGCCAGCUGCAGAGCCGCAGACGGCCAGUCUGGAGGAGCUGCGUGCCCUGAAGGACAUGGUGAAGCUGCAGCGGCGGCACGAGAAGGAGCUGCGCGAGGUGCAGCGGCGCGGGGAAGCGCGCAGGCAGGAGCUGCUGCAGCGGGCGGCGGCCGAGCUGGGCCCGUCGGGUUGCGUUGGGGGCCGCAGGGCCGGCCCCGACAAGGACUCGCGCAAGAAGAGGGCGCAGCAGGCGGAGGAGCCCCGGGACGCCCCGGCGGGCCCCGAUGGCGCGGACGCACGCGUGCGGGAGCUGCAGGGCCGGCUGGAGCAGGAGCUGCUGCGGCUGGGAGAGGCGCAGCACGAGCGCGUGCGGAAGCUCCGCGAGAACCACGUGGCCGAGCAAACGGCCAAAAUGUUGGAGCUGGCACGGGCAAGGCAGGCCGCAGAGCUGAAGAACCUCAAGGGGACGCUGCAGACUGACACCAAAGCCACGAAGAAGAAGCUGGAGGCCAAGAGGCUGGAGAGGAUCCAGGCCAUGAUCAAGGUCACUUCGGAUAAGAUGGCCCAGGAGAGGUUGAAGAGAGAGAUUAACAACUCACACAUCCAGGAGGUGGUGCAGGUGCUCAAGCAGAUGACGGUGAAUUUGGAACGCCACCAGGAGCAGCUAGAAGAGAAGCAGGCGGCCUGCCUGGAGCAGAUCCGGGAGAUGGAAAACCAGUUCCAGAAGGAGGCGCUGGCAGAGUACACGGCCAGGAUGGCAGGCCUGGAGGCCGAGGUGAAGGAGUCGCUGAGAACGUGCUUCCCCUCUGAGGCAGGCGGCCAGCCUUGCAGACCCCAGGGGACCUCCCUGGAGUUGAUGGAGCAGGACCUGCCCUCCGCAGAGGCAGACUCCCAGGAGAGCCGUUUCUGAUGUCCCCGGACUCUGCAAGAACCCACAAUCCACCCCCCCACCCCCUGGCCAUGGAACCCCGCUGGAGGGAAGCGAGGGGCCCCUCUGCAGCCUCACAACCAGCCCAGAGAGAGGCUGUGGGCACCACGGGGCCUCUCUGGCCGCCUCCAGCCCCUCCUUUGCCCCACUCUACCUGAGUGAGGAGAGAAAGAAGGAAUCCUCAGAGGACAGGGAGCAGGAUGCUGACCGCACUUGGGUCAGGGGGAACAUGCCAGGAGUGGGCCAGGCUCUGGGCAGGAGAGUUCCCCCAAAGCUGCCUCUCCCCCAAAGCCUCCAUCCUGGGAGCAGAGAGCUGACCCAGCUCCACCCCCCCCAAGUACUCCGAGGGUCCCCCUCACAUGGCGGGAGUGGAAGGAAGGGCCUGGCAUUCCUUGCCGCCCUGCGGGGUGCUGAGAAGUCGUGCCAGGCUCUUUGCCAGGGAGCGCAGCAGGGUUCAGGGUGGCAGACCCAGCCCUCCAGGCGAGAA